UUAUAUCAUUGGAGGAAAUGCUAAAUUUCAGUUAGAGGUUAGUGGAAACAAAUACGUUGGGUUUUUUUUUAUCUCAAGUUCAUGAAUCCUCUGACAUUUAUCCCAGUCCUCUGCUAAUCGAGUAUAAAAAUGCAAAGUAUGGUCCACCUGGUAUCUGACACUAUUUCCCACUUCUCUCCCCCACCCUCCCAAAGCUUCUCUCUUGGUCCUGAUUCUGAUGACUAGUAUAGACAUAGCACUCAUGCCUUUUUAAAAGAAAAAUUUAAGCAAUUUACUCUGCACUGGACUUUAAACAACAGAAGCAAGUAAGUAUACCACUACAAUUGUUUAAAUGAAUUUCAAGGUAAUCAUAGCUAUGGCACCAUGUUAGUUACUCCUUGUUUAUGUUCUUCUGUUCUCUGAAUGUUCCUUUGCCUCUCUUUUUUUCAGGAGCCCAGGCAGGGGCAAUGUUUCCAGGCCAAGUGUGGAAGAAACUGGUGAAGAUACUGACCUUCUUGUGCUGUGCCUCCACCCUCCUAGGGUUCACCCUGUUGGGUCUACAGACAGAUAUCAGACCUGUUGCUUAUUUCUUCCUCUCCUUAGGUGGACUUCUUCUCCUUAUCUGCCUCCUUUUUUGCUUCAAGGAAUGGGGGCUCCAGGCAAUGUCAACGGAUACCUCUGGGGCCUCGAGCUCAGCAAGGGACAACGCAGCCUUCGAAGUACCAAGCUAUGAAGAAGCCGUGGUAUCAACUCAGGGCCCCAACUCAGAUUUGGGUGAGCCCCCACCAUACAGCAGUGUGAUCCCUUCAUCGCUUCAGGAAGAGGAACCUAACCAUUUGGCAGUACUCCCAGGAGCUCUCAGGCGGGGAAGGUCAGAAGGUACAAUGACCCAGACAGAAGGCUCUUUGGGCAACCCAAUCGGUCUUCGGCUUCAGGGACACCUAAUAGAGUCCGAAACACCCCCACAGCAAAGCCUGCCACGUUUGGAGCCUCUUACCCCACCCCCAGAAUAUGAGAUCAGUCUUAGUAACCAUAAUACCAAUGAUGACAAUGUUCUGGGUGAUGACAGUGUAUUCUAUGAGGAGGGCUGGACGCCUCCCUAAACCUGUGUUCCCUGGACAUAUGAAAUUUCCCCAUCAGUGAUUUUCUUUACCUGGAUAACCUGAGCAGGGACUGGUACCUGGCAAGAAGAAGAGGCCAUCAGGGUACAUUCCUCUUUCCAGAGAUAUGAUAUGACUGGCACCUCUAUUUUGUCUCCAUGCUUUGUGCCCACAGUGACAGGGUCCAAAUGCCCUCUCCCUGUCCUCAGCCCUUAACCAACAUUCCCCUACCAAAACUGGAUGAUGCAAGUGGAAUGGCAAAACCAUAAGGAAGGGGAAGUGGGACUGCUAUGUACCCUCCCUACCAUCCUCUAAUUUCACAAGGAGAAGGAGGAACUGGAUUUAAAACCUAACUCUUAUCACUGAUUGUGGCCUUGGACAAGUCACCUAAUAAUCAAAAAUCGGAUUUGGAAGAGCCUAUAGAGGUAAGCUAGUCCAACCUUAUCUGAGUAGGAAUCCUUUCUCCAACAUUCUUGUCAAGAAGUCAUCCAGCUUCUCCUUGAGGACCUCCAUUGAAGGGGAACCUACCACUUCCUGAAGCAGCCCGCUCCACUUUGGAACAGUUCUUAUUGUUUACAAAAUUCUUCCUCCCACAGAGCCAAAAACUGCCUCUCUCAAACUUCCGCCUAUUGUGCCUUGCUUUCCUUUGUAGCCAGUCAGAGUUAGCCUAAUUGCUCUUCCUUAUAACUCAUCACAGACUAGGUAGCUAUCAUGUUUUCCCUCCCUGAGUCUUCCCCCCUCCCAGGAUAAACACUGCUUAUUUCCCAAUUGGCAUUUGUUUAGCAUAUUCUCCAAUUUUCUCACCAUGCUGUUUACUCUGUAGAUGCACAAGGUUGUCAAAAGUCUGUGGUAAAACCUUGUCCCCAGAACUGAACAUAAGGUAGUACCCCGGAUGUUAACUGACCAGGGCAGAGUACAGGGAAUUAUCACUUCCCUUGUUCUGACCUCUCUACUUCAUUCAAUCUAAGAUUUCAUUAACUUUUUUGGCUUCUAUGUCACACUGUUGACUCAUACAGCUUGUUGACCUCUAGGACCUCUAUAUUUUUUUUAAUGCAAAAUCCCAUUUUCUUCCUUCUUUAUUUGAUUUUUUGAACUCAUGAGUAGAACUCUACAUUUAAUCUUAUUAAAUGUCAUCUUAUUAAAUUCAGCUCUAGCCUCAACCUCAAAAAGCCUUAGAUUCCUCAUUCUUAAAAAUCAAAAUAACAAUUGUGUUAACAAAUUCAGAAUGUUGUCAAGAUCAAAUGAGAAGAAAGCCUGUAAAAUGCUUUGUAAAUUGUAAAUUUCAACAGUUCAUGAUUUAAUUAUUAUGCUGUCCUCCCAUUCAAUCAAUCAAUCAUAUAUUUACUAAAUGACUACUAUGUACCACUAUAUCAGGCACUGGUGAUACAAGUAUAAGGUUCAAGACAA
This is a messenger RNA of Phascolarctos cinereus (koala), 2486 nucleotides long. RefSeq names its product transmembrane protein 139 (gene TMEM139). The record is from RefSeq and is a predicted model, not a curated record. NCBI's taxonomy places the organism in Eukaryota, Metazoa, Chordata, Mammalia, Diprotodontia, Phascolarctidae.